CAGAAACAAAACAAAACCAGCUGAUUUAGCAAACAACAGCUUGCUUACAGAUGUAAACAACUGAAAGUUUGCCAAUAAUUAUAAAUGAUUGGACCAUAAAUACCUUAAGAUGCCCGCCCACUGCGCCGUGAUAAAUUGUAGCCAUAAAUAUGUGCACGCUGGCAGCAUUUCAUUUCACAGAUUUCCCUUCAAACGGAAGGAUCUUCUACAGAAAUGGAAGGAAUUUACCCAGAGGAGCGGUCAGUGGAUGCCCUCCAAAUGGAGUGCGCUGUGCAGUCGGCACUUUGUCGAUGAGGACUUCAAUUGCAGCAAUAAUCGGAAAACGCUGAAGAAGAAUGCUGUGCCAUCAAUUAGAGUAUCGGAAGAUGACUCCAUAAAUGGCCACAUGGAACAGGUGGCCCCAAGCAAUAGACCAAUGCACAAGCAAACUCUCUCUAGUGCCGCCGAAUCAGCAGCAACAGGUGUCAAAGCCACUUGCCGCUUUUGUGGUUCCUCGGCCACAAAUUGCUCCUCGUUUGAAAAAAGUUUUGAGCUCUUUGGCAUGAUCCAGAAGUGCUUUCCUACGCUACAGAUUCUUCAGGACGACACCUUGCCCAAGGAAAUAUGCCAGGAGUGCUGCCUGCAACUGGAGCGCUUUUCCCAAUUCAUCGAUGUGGUGAUGUUGGCGCAGAGUGAGUUGCAAAGAAAAUACCGCCGACAACUGAAAAUCAAACAGGAACCCUUGGUUCGUGUGAAACAGGAGGCCUGCGAGAGCUUGGACAAUUUUUUUCCUGAUGAACUGGACAUGGGUUUGGAGCAAGACGACGGCUGCGAUCAGCAAGAAACUGAACAAAAGUUUCAGUUCUGCGAUUUCCCUAUGCUAAAUGCCCAAGACAUUAUCAACAAUUGUGAUAUCAUGGAGAUUAUCAAUCUGGAUGAUCCGUAUAUCAAUAUUCCAGACGAUGCGGAUGUGGGACAGUCGGAGAGACUACAACCUGGAAGAACGGCUAACGAAAUGCUGCAAAACGAACUCCUAACCGAAGAGCACAAUUAUGCGAAGGAGGAGUGGCAACUACCCCUGCAUCAGUACAAAACGGAAAAGGUGGAGGGAGCGGAUGCUGCGCCAGACGCCGCUCCUCCGCCUGCUGAUCCGCCUCCUCUUCAGGAUAAUAUAGGUCCUCCCUCGGCUCCCGAACCGCGCUCAUGCAAGCCCAUUGUGACCAACGUAAGCCAGAUACCUAACCAACUGAUCUGCGAGCUGCUGCCACCGCCUGCUCCUCCCACGUCGAUCAAACCAAACAUUGUGGUACUCAACGAUAGUGUGGUCGAAUCCUCGGCGGCUUUCCGGCUUCACAACUGCACCUUGUGCACUGCCAAAUUUAUAACAAUAGAUAGCUUAAAUCAGCAUUAUGCGCACAGUCACAGUAAUACCACUCCCAUGGUUAGUGUUCCUCCGAUGAAUAUAAGCCUUCCCAGCUUGACCAUGAACCCUCCAAUGAAAAUGGAAAGCAACAGAGGUCCUGUGACCACUGAACAAUCGGAAUACUGGCCGUUGGAGUGGCAUAAUAGUCCUGUAUCCAAGCAACCUAGGAAAAAGAUUGAUAUACUGGACAUGCAGAGUAGCUUCCUGCAUCACAAAGACCUUAUACCGACAGCCACUCAACUGUCAGAACCCGCACCUGAUCCUCAACUGGUUGCAGUGACUGCUAGCUACGCUAAACUGGCUAACAGGUAUCGUAAGUUGCAGCUCAAAUGCAAAAAACUGAAGUCACCAAGGAAGGUGCCCAGAAAAACGUAUGUUUGCCGGAUGUGCAGGAAGGGAUUUUCAAGGCUUAAGAACUUACACCGCCACCGUCGCCAGAAAGCACACUUCGUGAAGUUAAUACCCAAUUUUUCAGGACGCUGUUGUGGUUGUCUAAAGUUCUUCCGAUCCCGCUUGGGUCUUCGCCAGCAUAUGCGGUACAUAUGUCAAUCGUUGUCGCUCAAAAACCAUCGGCGUCUGCAGAGCUUCAAGUGUCGCCACUGCCAGGCCAUCGCCUUUGCCCACUGGCGCCUGUAUCGUCGUCAUGAACUCAAUUGCAGACCCAGAAAAUCCAAAACGAAGGUGCAGACGGCAAUGAAUUCGAAAAAGAAAGUUACGCCCACCCAAGUAUUUGAGUGUAAUAUUUGUAGAAAAUCAUUUGGUUCGCUCAACGGACUCCGCCAGCACAAUAUCACCCACUCGACGGAGCGGCAACACAAGUGCGGCAUCUGUGAGCGGGUCUUCAAGCGACGCAACGGACUGUCUCAACACAUUAAGGGCUACCACCUGCAGCUCAAGCCGCACGAGUGUCCUGUUUGCCAGCAUCGCUACGCCCUGAAAUGCGAUAUGCUGAGGUGCAGGCAUUCCCUCCGAAAAGGUCCAGCUGCCGGGGAGUAACAGGAAGCCCUGGAGAUGACUCACGAUUGGACCAGGAAAUGGUAUUUACUCAAGCAAAUGCUUGAUCUUGGAGAUGAUCUGAAUCUCUAUGUCAGCACUAAAACUAGUCACUCCAUGGGGUACUUAGUUGGUGGUCUUCCAGUAUAGCACGCAAGGUGAUGAAGGGUUCGCAGCGGGAAGGAAAUUGGUGCUAGUCAAGGUUACUUGCAACAAGUAAUGUAAGUUAAUUAAACCAAUGCUUCACUGAGCAGGAACGAGGUUUUGCAAUUCGGAACAACAUUUUUGAAAAGGUUGGAAAAAAAUAAAGGCGAUUUUAAAUAUUUUGUAUUAUA
Drosophila mauritiana is the source of this 2730-nucleotide messenger RNA. RefSeq lists its product as uncharacterized. The coding region runs from base 110 to 2398 and encodes 762 amino acids. Gene Ontology annotation, molecular function: zinc ion binding. The record is from RefSeq and is a predicted model, not a curated record. The transcript is spliced from 3 exons. NCBI's taxonomy places the organism in Eukaryota, Metazoa, Arthropoda, Insecta, Diptera, Drosophilidae. Gene Ontology annotation, cellular component: nucleus.